CCCCCCUCCUCUCUCUCCGACAGUAACGGCACAGCCGGGAAGAUGAACGGGGCGCUGGAGCAUUCGGACCAGCCGGACCCGGACGCCAUCAAGAUGUUCGUGGGUCAGAUCCCGCGCUCCUGGUCAGAGAAGGAGCUGAAGGAGCUGUUUGAGCCGUACGGAGCCGUGUACCAGAUCAACAUCCUCCGGGACCGCAGCCAGAACCCCCCCCAGAGCAAAGGCUGCUGUUUUGUCACGUUUUACACAAGGAAAGCUGCCCUUGAAGCCCAGAAUGCACUGCACAACAUAAAGACCUUAACAGGGGUGAGUGCGUGUCCUGGAUUCUUCCUCCGCCUGCUUUCUCCUCUAAUCACACGCUUACAGCGGCGCCCCGAGGCGGCCCCGCCCCCACCUGUGCGCGGGGAGAACAUCAGCGGGAUGCUCUGCUGCCAUGCUGCAUUUGCAUGAAGCGGAGAGUCCAUG
Gasterosteus aculeatus aculeatus (three-spined stickleback) is the source of this 462-nucleotide messenger RNA. Lineage: Eukaryota; Metazoa; Chordata; Actinopteri; Perciformes; Gasterosteidae. The record is from RefSeq and is a predicted model, not a curated record.